UCUCCGCCGAGGCCGCUCACACCCCCUCUCUACCCCAGGUACGAGGUCCCCUGCCCACACUCCCGUGGGCGGCCCGACCCCAGUGAUCAGGCCCCCGGUCGAGAUGAGUGAGCUCCGCCAGCCUGAGGCCGACCUUGAGGCCCCAGUCCCGGCCCAGGGUCCGGUGGAGGCGCCGCUGCUGGGGGCUGCGGGGGAGGAGGCCGCAUCCCCCUCGUCCUCCGCCUCCCCUGGCGCCCCCUCCUUCUCCGCCUAUGCCGAGCCCUUGUCCCGUGAGGCACUUGUUGCGCUGAUGGCUGACCUGGUGGGGUUCCUGCUCCUCAAGUUUCGUACCGGGGAGCCGACCUCCGAGGCGGAGAUGCUGAGUACGGUCCUCCGGGAGCAUCGGGACCACUUCCCCGUGGUCCUCCGCCUCGUUUGCGAGUGCCUGCAGCUGGCGUUUGGCGUGGCCGUGAAGGAGGUGGACCCCCGCGAGCGCACCUACGUCCUGGUCCCCACCCUGGGCCUCACCUGGGAUGCAGUGCUGAGGGCCGGGCAGCGCACGCCCAAGGCCGGCCUCCUGGUGCCGGUCCUGGGCGUGAUCACCCUGUUCGGUGACCGCGCCCCUGAGGAGGAGGUGUGGGGAGUGCUCGGCAACAUGGGGGUGUGUGCCGGGAGGGAGUCCUGCAUCUAUGGGGAGCCCAGGGAGCUGCUCACCAAAGUGUGGGUGCAGGAGGGCUACCUGGAGUACCGGCAGGUGCCCCACAGCGACCCUGCCCGCUACGAGUUCCUGUGGGGUGCCCGGGCCUACGCGGAGACCAGCAAGUGGCAGGUCCUGGAGCAUCUGCUCAGGGUCAGUAGCUUGGAUCCCAGGUCCUUCCCAUCCCUGUGUGCAGGGGGUGUGAGCGACGAGGAAGAGGGAGCCUGAGCCAGAGCAGCAGCCAGGCUCCUUCCAGGCCCAAGUUCACUGGUAGCAAGUGAGGCUGGUCCUUCACUCUGAGUUUGAAGAGAGAGCGGUCGAGUUUCCAAGUAGUGAGGGCCCCUGCGAGUGGGGGGAACAUGGUGUGUAGCAUCUUUGGGUUCCUCUUGUGUAAGAUGACAUGGAAUAUCAUCUGUGUUUUCUUUAGGAGUUU
Molecule: messenger RNA, 1109 nt
Organism: Orcinus orca (killer whale)
Lineage: Eukaryota; Metazoa; Chordata; Mammalia; Artiodactyla; Delphinidae
Product: melanoma-associated antigen 8-like
Exons: 1
Coding region: 104-904 (266 amino acids)
Biological process (GO): negative regulation of transcription by RNA polymerase II
Cellular component (GO): nucleus
Source: RefSeq, a predicted model, not a curated record